This is a messenger RNA of Naegleria fowleri, 4557 nucleotides long. RefSeq lists its product as uncharacterized. The coding region runs from base 1 to 4557 and encodes 1518 amino acids. The record is from RefSeq and is a predicted model, not a curated record. The transcript has a single exon. NCBI's taxonomy places the organism in Eukaryota, Heterolobosea, Eutetramitea, Acrasida, Naegleriidae.
AUGCUUCCAUUGUAUCAAAGCACACCACUGUCAUGCAACGGACUUGCUGUCGUGGCCAAUUCCAUGAACCAUGUGGGAGCAAGUCCGUCCUCCACCUCAGCCAUGGCCAAUAUAGCAACCAUGGUCAUCAACAAUUUCUAUCAACAAUACCUUGCCAGGUGUACCCAAGAUCAAGAACAAAUUAAUCAAUUUGCCAAUCAUGUAAAAAUUGCUUAUUUGUGCCGAAAUGUGUUUCCUUACUUGGGGAAUGAUGAUACAAGGGUUGUUCCAUCCACAUCAUCCACCACACGUAAUGAUACCUGCGAUGAUGAGCAAGACCACACGAAUAACUUUGAAGACGACGAUUUUAAUAAUAACGAAGAAGAGGACAGCUUCUUGGACACGAUUAGCCUUCUGAAUUCUAGAAGAAGAACAAAACGCGACCUUGAAACUCUUCAAUUUGAACCAGAAGAAGAAGAAAAGAGACCAGAGCAAUUGCAACAAACUCCCUCAAUUCUCCUCCUCAACCACACAACAUCUGUCCCCAAUCUUAGAAGAUCUUCUGUAGAAUCAUUCUUUGAAUUCGAUCACCUCUGCCAACAAGAAGAAGAAGAACAGCAACAACAUCUCAAUCACAAACACUCUCAUACCAACAAGACUCUUCCUAUUGACUGCACUAGUUUUCUAAACGUCUAUUUUUAUAAGGAAAAGCAGUUAGAAUCUCUAUUUGAACAAGAUCAAGAAGAACAAGAAAACUCACACCACUUGUCUUCUCAUUAUUCCUCCUCCUUAUUUAAAUACACCUCCGAAGCGAGAAAACAACACUAUUUGGAAGAACAAGUCUAUCAUCAGCACCACCAGCACAACAACACAAAACCAGAGAUGGUACAGCCUGUUCCUUCGGGACAACAUCAUCAUCACUAUUCUCGUUCAUCUUCACCUUCCUCCAAAUCUUCUCUCUCCUCGUCAUCCUCAACAACAAGUCAGAGCAAUACUCCAUUUCAAGAGGAUCGCCAACACCACAACAAGCAGCCACAGCAGUGCAGUGUUGCUCUUCCUCAAUCCUCAUCGGGAUCAUCCUUUGGUUUACCUCAAUUUUCAACUGUUCAACCUUCCUUGAUGAACACAACGAAUAACAAUAACAACCAUCUAAAAUUUCCUCAACAACCAACCGUCAUGCCCAACCAAGUCAACAUGAUGAAUCCACAAUCCACGUCAUCCUUUGCAUUUCCCUAUUAUUUUCCAACUGCAACACAACAACAACAACCUCAAGCAUAUGCACUUUUCAAUGCUCCGCAACCACAACCACAAGUAUUAGCACCAUCCAAUACUACCGCAAAUCCGUCCUUGUCCACUACUACUACUAGUACUCCCUCUUCAACAUUGUCAUCUUCCUUGCAGCUGGAAACACAACCUCCUCAAUCUCAAGAUCAAGCUAUGAAUAGAAAUUUCAAUCAAAAAAAAUUGAGUCCAAACAUCACAACAACAACAUCAACGAACGAAAAUAGCAACCAGGUUGUUCAAUCUGGGAAUAACAAGUACGCGUACACUUCUGGUUUUGAUCAACAAAAUAACAUACUUGCAAAUCCUUCACUGCAACAACAAGUAAUGACUGCUGCUGGAUCCCAUGUGGAAAAGAAUAUUUCUAAAGAAGCACAAUGGCUGUUAAGGAACAUGAAUCAACAACAAGCAACAAAUACUAUCAGCAUUCCGCAAAGUAUUUCAAAGAAUGAAAACAAGCAACACAGUAAUCACGAUACUAAUAAUAAUUUUGCAGGUUUAGCAAAAUUCUGGUCUGAAAAUAUUGGCACAGGAACUGGUGAACAAGGAAAUGCAAACAAUAAUACUACUAAUAGUGUCACAUCAGGUCUUUCAGAUAUUAAGGAGUUGAACACACCAAUGAUUGAGAACUUAUUGAGAAUAUUUAAUACAACUCAAAAUAAUGGAAACGAGUCCAAAACAGUUGGUCAUGAUCAACCAAAUGUGCCACCACAAUUCUCCAAUAAUUCACUCUUUGAUACUUCCGCCAACCUUAAUAACAACCAAUCCAAAAAUAAUAUUCAUGAAAAACAGAAAAGUUCAGACACAGGUGGCACCGAAUCGAAAGUUCUCAUGAUCGAUCCAACCAAAACUGCUCCCCAUCAAAUGGUCUCUGACUACAAUAAUGAUGAAAGCUCUUCACACAGCAUUUCGAGAAGCAGCUCAGGCAGUAUGGCUAGCGAUGCAGGUCGUAGCAACAUUUCUUCUUCGAGCGCAACGAGUGGACAUCAUUUCGGUAGAAAUCAUGGAAAUGGCAACGAGGAUCGUUCAUGGAAAGUGCUUUAUCAAGACUCAUCUUAUGGUGGUGACAAUGCAUUGAUCAAACGACCCUCAUUCAAACUCAAGACAAGAACAGACAAUAUCAUGGAUCAAAUUCCACCCAUUCUCUAUUCGAGUCUCAAAUAUCAAUUCAAUAUUGCAGUCUUUCUGAGUACUGAAAAAGCAACUCAACUACUCAUGAGUCAUAAGGAAACUUUGGAAAGUAUCAUGCACGCUUCUGCCAUGAGCUUGGGUGGAUUUGUGAUUGCCACAAUCGAAACAGCAUUGGUUGGACCGGUUGAAGAAAUGGAACAAGAAGAGGAUGAUGAAUUACUCUCACUCGUGAGGGAGGAAGUGAAUCCAACUCGAAAAAUUUGUAAUGGCGUUCUGAAUGGAGACACACAGCUUGCAUUGCAACCCAUUGAAGCGAUUGAAGCAACGGAGGCCAAAGCAUUCAAACCAUUCCUCUAUCAAUUGAAACAGGAGAUUAAAGAGUAUGAACAAGCAAACUCAAUGGAUGCCCACAAAUGGUCAUGUGUUCACAACAAAACAAAAAUUCAAUUCACAGAUUUACCAUUCCAUAACAAGAAGAGUUCUUUUGUGAUGAGAGUUUGCUUUUACUUGAAUCAUGAAUUUAAGGAACGAAAACCAAUUCUCAUCAUGGAGAGCGCACCUUUCAAGAUAUUUGCAAGAAGAAACAAGAAGAGUUAUGCAACAGGUGCAGUCAUGACAGGAGCUCUGAAGGAAGAAGAUGCCUCUCAACAGCCAUUACCAACAACAAGCAUCUCUAACAUUUCUUCAAAUGUACCCACUUCGUCCUCCUCCAAGCAAGGUGCAACCGUUUCAAACAAGCGAAAAAGAGAGGAAGUCAAAAAGAAAUCGAAAAAGGUCAAAAAAACUCUCGAACCAGAACAGGAAAGAGAAACACUUUUGCAAUUCGAGAGUGAGUUAAUUUCACUCAUGAGGAUUUUGGAUUCCAUUAAGGACAGAUCAGAACAUCAAGCAGCCGUUCGCUCUUUUAUUCAAAAUCUGGUUGGUCCUGAAUUGGCACAACAAUACAUGUCACACUUGAGAGGAAAAUAUUCUUUGGAUCCUUCCCUCAUGCAGUUGCCAUCUACCCUUCCUAAUUUGUACACUACUGAAAUGCCCUCUCCUGGUGUCUCAACAUUGCAAAAGAAAUCCAAAGCACCUUUCGCUUCCAAUCUCUCUGUAGAUACCAAGUCGUUAGGCAAGUUGAAUCUCAUGCAAGCAGCUCGACUCAUUCCACCAACAUUGGAUGCAAAUCAACAACAGCAGCAGCAACAAUUCUUACAGCAAGCACCCUUUUUGAAUCCAGCAACUCUCGCAUUUCACCCACUUGUAAAUAUACCAAAUUUAGCUUCCUCAACUUUGGCUCCACCUCAACAACCUUUCUUGAGUGGUAUGAAUACCGCUACUACCACCAUACCAUCGUUUAACAUUCAGCCAACCUCUUCGUUGUAUUCGGGCUCAACAGUUCCUGCCACAACAACAAGUUCUAACCUUCCAUCAUCCUUGUCCUCCACCUCUGUACCGACUGCAGCGCUCCAAAAGACUUCUGUUCUGCCUCCUUCACAAGCAAGCAAUGACAUGAUGCAAUCCAUUGGACAACAAAACGUUCUCGAGUUAAUAAGCCCAUCUUACCAAAGUUCGUCACUAUUUGAUUUCACACGGUCUCCAACUGGAUUUGGAAAUAUUUCCACACCGAGAUUUUCCUCAACAACCACGUACAGUCCUCUAGGUAUGAUGCCUUCCUCAACAAGUAAGGGAGCAGCAACAUCAACAGCUGGAUUCUUGCAAUCCCCAUCCACACAACAACAACUACAAGGAGCCACUACAUCCCCAUCCACACAACAGCAACCACAAGGAGAGGCACGUGACACAUCGGGCAUUCGACCUCCAAAUCUUAUUCAAAUUCUUCAACCUCAAAACAAAAUUGAUUUCAACAAGUUGAAGAGUACGAAUACAUCAACAAGUGACACCUCGUUUAUGAAUGAUUAUCUUUCAGAGUUAUUGGAGGACAAUGCAAAUAGUAAUAACAUCUUGUCACCUAUAAAUCUAUUUGGAACUCCCACAAGUGCCAAUCUAGGAUCAGAUUUACCAAGCUUUAAUUUCUUUGAAAGAAACAGUCAAUCGAGCAACAAUACGAACAAUAUCAAUGCAAACACCGGUCAACAACAGCAACAGCAAUCAGAAAGUGAAUUGCAAGAUCCGCUCACACCCAAGACAUUGGCAUUCCUCACACAAUCAAAACUGGUGUAG